GAGGCCAGGAUCCCUCCCACCCAACGAGGCAAGGGCGGAGAGGCUGGUUGCUCCUGCUCGGUGCGCUCCUCCUCCUCCUCCUCGAUCCUCUCCACCCCCUGCCGGUGGAACAAAAUGGUUUGCUCCAAAUUUCAGGGCUCCACCCCCCCACCCCAAGAAAAAAACACGCACAGACAGAGAGGACCAGGGGAAGCAGUUGCAUGCCUGUGUGUGUGUCUCCUUUGCGUGCGCCUCGUUUCCUCCUGCGCUUCCUGGCGCACCGGGGUUUCGCACGCAGUCCGCCGAUUCGCCGAGAGGCGCAUGACGGGAAGCCCGGGGUUGGGCAGAGGAACCAGUUGCGAGGAGCAGCAACAAGAUCAAGUGACUGGAGGCCUCUGUCCCUGCAACAUCGGAUCCAUAAGGGUCCCUAAACUCAACAAGGCUUCCUUAUGAGUAACGUGCUCAAUAGUUAAAGGACUAAUUAAACUGAAACUGGAGAACAUGAAAGGAAGGCACUUAAGAUGGCAGCGUGUCUUGGGCCGCAGCUCAACCUAACGGCAGACGUUCAAGAUCCUUGAGCAGACCUGACACGUGGGAGAGAACUUCCAGGGUGGGAAACACACCCUCACAAGUUCAGCUUUGUAGCGUGAACUGAAGAAAUGGAUCUUGAAACUGCUGGGCCGACACCCUCGUCCCUAUUUUCAUGGGAUUACGUUUUGUGGGAAGUCCGUCUGAAGCUAGUGGCGGCCGGAUUCUUCCUCUACUUGGGCGUGUUCUGCCUCUCGCACUGCCUGUCUUCAUGGAUGAUAGCCACUUACCGCUCGUUGCCGGCGAAGGAGAAAGUCUUCUGGAACCUGGCUGCUACGCGAGGCGUGUUUGGCAUCCAGAGUUGUGUCGCCGGCUUGUGGGCCUUGCUUCUGGAUCCGGUUUUUCAAGCUGACAAGGUGUACUCCCAGCAGGAGUGGAGCUGGUUCAACUGCCUCAUAGCCUCUGGCUUCUUCCUGCUCGAAAAUGUAGCUGUUCACGUUUCCAACGUUGUCUUCAGGACAUUUGACUUGUUCUUAGUCGUUCACCAUUUCCUUGCCUUCGGUGGCUUUUUUGGUCUGGUCACCAACGUAAAGUCCGGGCACUACAUACCCUUGAUGGGAAUGCUGCUGGAGAUGAGUACGCCUUUCACUUGCAUAUCGUGGAUGCUUUUAAAGGUCGGCUUGGCGAACACUCCCUUUUGGAAGGCAAACCAGUGGCUGAUGAUCCACAUGUUUCAUUGCCGCAUGAUCCUCACCUACCACAUGUGGUGGGUGUGUAUUUCUAACUGGAACGCUGUUGUGGAGAACCUUGGUCUCCUGCAUUUUGCUGUCGUGUUCACAGGGAUGAGCGCCGUCACCGUAAUACUUAACCCCUACUGGACAUACAAAAAGACUCAGCAGCUCCUCUGCCCCGUGGACUGGAACUUUGCCAACAGAACGAUGGAAAACGGCUCGUCCCCCAAACCCAACGGGGACGUGUUGCAGAAGAAAGGGUUGUGACGGCAACAUUAUUGGGCCUCUUUGGGAACCGAUUCAAAAAAAAAAUAAUGGCCAGGUGGAGGUAGCUCGGGUAGACAGGAUCGCGAAGCUUCAGGGUUUUUUUUUUGAGUUAAGGGAUCUGAAACGUAUUUAUUACUAGUCCGCAGUUUUCUUAUCAGUAUUCUUAAUCAAACAACUGUGACGUUGCAAAUUGGGUUUAAAUAUCUGUCUUGCACAUCUGCAUACUUCAAGAAAAGUAGACGGGAGAACUGAAUGCGAGAAAAAGCAGGAGAGGAGUUGGCUGUGUUCCAGACUAGUUUGGGGGACCAGCCUUCCAUUUCUAGAGCUGCCUCAAGCACAUUCUGGUUGUCUCCAAAAUGUCACCAGGGACAUGUUUGCAGAAGCACCCCCAUCUUUCUAGACUCGCUCUUCGUUUUACAUAGACAUGCUGAGCUCUCUUUCAUUAGUCGGUGCUCAUAGCCUUAAACCUCUGCUUGCAAAUAAUGUUGAACAUUAUAACCUACUGUAUUUUUUAUUUAAAAAAAAUAGAAGAGGAGAGGUGUAGACCAGGUGGAGCAAUGUGAUUUGCUCGCCGUAGACACCAGAAAAGUGCGAGAGGCAACACUAGUGCAAAGAGCACGGCUGGGCAACUCUAGAAUAGCCAAAUCAUCAAAACGGAUAGUUUGAUGAUUCAGAAUGCCAGGGUUGGUAUUACAGGUUUCGUUCCUUAUGGCACCAUACAUGCACAAACAUGCCCAUUUGCCGUCACAGGCAGUGAGUUUAAUUGACUCUGAGAUGCACAGUCACCUUCGUGUAGCAUGAACCAGCCUUCCCCCCCAACCUGGAGAUUUCCAGAUCUUUUUGGAUUCCCAACUCCCAAAUGAUGGUGAGAGUUUUAGUCCAGAAUACCUGAGGGUAGGCUGCUGUAAACCUUUGGCACCUCUUUCAGAGCAGUCCUGACCCCUAUUUUACACUGCACUUUGGGGGGGGUGUAUGUGUGUAGCCUGAGUGCAGACCCCUCUGCGCUCAGGCCACAAAACAUGCCCGCUGCUGGCACCCCUGCCCCUGGAAACCCCCCAAAUGGAACAGGGCUGAUCCAGUCCUCCUGAGCUGGUCUUGCCACCAUUUGGCAACAGUGUCAGGCCCGAUCUGUCUCCUUGCUGCUGUACCAGCCUGGAGCCGAUGCAGGGAUUGGCCUGAUCUUCAUGCCUCUCCUGCUUCUAUUGCUGCCAUGACCAGCUGGGCUCAGAGGCCUCAGUAGCUCCAGUGCACCCCAGAGAGGUUUAGAUUUCAUCUUUUAAAACUUGUGUCGCAUUUAACAGAUAGGGGCAGAAAGUAGAUUUUGGAUCUCUUGGCCAGUUUCCAAUAGCUCCCCAACUGGUUGCUAGGAAUUUAGCGAUGAAUACUCUAGUGGCAGGCAUCCCCAAACGUGGCCCUCCACGUUGAACUUGCCCUAUGGGGCUCACUUAAUUAGUACUGCCUUAACUGAUAAAAGCCCUUGGCUUCGUAAAUUUAAACCACAGUUAAAAGACUAUAAUAUAUAUUUAAAAUCCUGUUUAUAACGUCAAGAACUCUAUCCUUCUCAACCCUAUCCCCUUCAGGUGUCAGGUAUUAAGAUGCUUCUGAAAAGGUACCAACAGUUUUUGAAAGGUCCAAGAGGAAAGCCGUCCUUUUAACUUUUCCCACAGUGUAAAUGUUGUGAAUCGUUUUGUUUUUUUCAAAAGGUUGCAGGAAACUUAUUCAAAGAAUCCGUAUUCCAGCAGAAAGUUGUGGAACGCUGACACCUGGUGGCCAUAGCGAUGUAUAGUUUGCUUGUUUUGGCAAGCAGAAUACAGUGGUACCUCGGUUUAAGUACUCAAUUGGUUCUGGGGAGCCAUUUGCUCCCCGAAAAGCACUUAAUCUGAGUGCCUCUUUCGUGCGUGCGCGAAGCGCCGAUUGCUUCUGCGCAUGCGUGUGCCGCAGAACCCGGAAGUAAACACUUCCGGGUCUGCGGAGCACUCAAACCGAAAGUACUCAAACCGCAGCAGACUUAAUCCGAGGUAUGACUGUAUAUACAAUCAGCAAAGGAUAUUAUUGCAUGGAGACAGUUUACCUAUCCUUGCCUGUGAGCUAAGUCCAACUGAACUCAGUGGGACUUACAUCUGAGUAGACAGGAUUGCACUGAAAGCAUGCUCAUUGAUUUGUUUUUAUUUAUUUUGAGUGCAUAAUUCUUCCUACUAUGUAGCUUUGCAUUCCAACCGGUGCUGCAGAGGUUUAAGGGAAACGAGGUUUUUCCAUUCACUAAUGCAUAUUGAUGGAACUGUUGGUGGAAAAUUACGAUGAAGGAAACUGUUAAAUACAGGGUUUUUUUCUCCCUC
Zootoca vivipara (common lizard) is the source of this 3841-nucleotide messenger RNA. RefSeq names its product CLN8 transmembrane ER and ERGIC protein (gene CLN8). The record is from RefSeq and is a predicted model, not a curated record. Gene Ontology annotation, molecular function: ceramide binding. Lineage: Eukaryota; Metazoa; Chordata; Lepidosauria; Squamata; Lacertidae. Gene Ontology annotation, cellular component: membrane; endoplasmic reticulum. Gene Ontology annotation, biological process: lipid homeostasis; phospholipid metabolic process; nervous system development.